GCGAGACAAGGUUUCAUGCGUGCCUCCGUCAGCAAAAACGGGGAAGAUCGGGACUGUCAAGUUCCCGAGAGGCCGACGUGAGGUACCCGAGAUCGCGAGCAAAGGGGUAUUGUGGCGCCGUGCUGCUAUCUUUCCCUCUGCCUUGUUAAUGGUCCGUAUUCUUCAUUCUAUCGCCGGGUCUUCUUUCACUAUCCUCCGUGUAUAAGCUAAGCCCUUGCUUGCUUGUUUGCCUCGCAUCUUGGCGACAAAUGCGACCAUGGCUCCAGAAUCGAAGCCCAAAUCUAUCCAACUCGAUUCUUUGACGGCGACUUCUUCCCAUGACGCGCAAGAUGUGUUGGAUCGACGUGACUGCGGGGAGAAAAGCGACGCCGCACUACAGCCUACCGCCGAGGCACAACCUGCUGCCAAAGAACAACCUAGUUUCGAACGAAAACGUGACGCCGAAGAACAAUCGAGCGAACGAACGGAGAUAGAAAGACCCGGAAGCAAAGUCGUCAAUGCGAAAGACCCUAACGAAGAUCCCUUCAAAGGGCUAUCUGACGAUGAGGCCGCUAUUCUCAAACGGCAGGUUGCUGCACCGCAGGUCAAUGCUGGGAUCAAGACACUUUACCGAUACGCAUCGACCAACGAUAUCCUCAUCAUCAUCGGCUCUUCCUUCAUGUCUAUCGUCAGUGGUGCUGCAAUGCCACUGAUGAUUGUGGUAUUUGGUUCACUGCAGGGCAAAUUUCAAGACUUCUUCGCCGGCAACUCGGGCUAUGACGAUUUCAACCGUGCGUUAAGUAGCACCGUGGUAUACUUUGUCUAUCUCGCCAUCGGCGGUUUUGUAGCCACUUACACCUCGACAGUGGGCUUCAUCUAUACCGGAGAACGUAUCAGCGCCAAGAUCAGACAAAAUUAUCUCGAACAUUGCCUGCGUCAGAAUAUUGGCUUUUUCGAUGAGCUAGGCGCUGGCGAGGUAAUUACAAGGAUCACUGCUGACACCAACUUGAUCCAGGCGGGAAUUUCAGAGAAAGUUGGACUUACCCUAGCGGCCAUUUCUACAUUCGUGACAGCAUUCGUUAUUGGCUAUAUCAAAUACUGGAAACUCGCCUUAAUCCUAAUGUCUGUUGUGGUUGCUUUAGUGGUCAACAUGACACUGGCGUCGGGAUUUUUGAUGAAAUACAGCAAGCAAUCGGUAAGCACUGGUGCCAUUGGAGGCAGCUUAGCCGAUGAGGUUAUGAGCUCCAUUCGGAACGCCGUUGCAUUUGGAGCCCAAGACCGCCUCGCAAAACAAUACGAAGCACACCUAACUAGGACUGAAUAUUUUGGUUUCCGCUUCAAGGCUACUAUGGGGAUUACACUUGCAGGCCUGAGCUUGAUCAUGUACUUGGGCUAUGCGCUUGCUUUUUGGCAAGGUGGCCAGUACGUUAUCUAUGAGGGCCUCCCUUUUGAAAAGGUGCUCGUCACUGUCAUGACUAUUAUUCUUGCUGCUUUUAGCAUUGGCAAUGUGGCACCGAACGCGCAGGCAUUUUCCACAGGAUUGGCAGCAGCCGGCAAGAUCUACAGCACCAUCGACCGCGAAUCUCCUUUGGAUCCCUUUAGCGAGGAUGGCGAAAAGCUAGAGGAUAUUCAGGGAUCGAUUCGACUUGAAAAUAUCAAGCACAUCUACCCGUCUCGGCCGGAGGUAGUUGUGAUGGACGAUGUGAGCCUCGAGGUUCCAGCUGGAAAGACAACAGCCUUGGUGGGCGCAUCCGGUUCCGGCAAGAGCACCAUCGUUGGACUCAUCGAGAGGUUUUACGAGCCUAUUGGAGGCGCUGUAUACCUCGAUGGACACGACAUCAGUACCCUGAAUCUGCGGUGGCUGCGUCAACAGAUUUCGUUAGUUGGCCAGGAGCCUACCUUGUUUGGUACCACGAUUUUCCAGAAUAUUAAGCACGGUCUGAUUGGCACGACACACGAGAACGAAGGCGAGGAUAUUCAGCGGGAACUGGUCAUCGAAGCCGCGAAAAAGGCCAAUGCCCAUGAUUUUAUCACCGGUCUUCCGGAUGGUUAUGAGACGAAUGUUGGUUCCCGCGGCUUUUUGAUGUCUGGCGGACAGAAGCAGCGUAUUGCAAUCGCGAGAGCUAUCGUCUCAGACCCAAAGAUCCUUCUCCUCGACGAGGCAACAUCGGCCCUCGACACAAAGUCAGAAGGCGUCGUCCAAGUAGCAUUGGACGCAGCUUCCGAAUGCCGUACUACUAUUGUUAUUGCACAUCGACUAUCUACUAUCAGAAACGCCCAUAAUAUUGUUGUGAUGUCGCAUGGAAAAAUUGUUGAGCAAGGCACUCAUGACGAGCUUCUUCAAAUGAAGGGCGCUUAUUCUGCUCUUGUUCACGCCCAGAACAUCGCUCAGAAUAUUGACAAGGAUGAUGAGGAUGACGAGGAAGAGUUCACUCACCCCGCAUCAAAGACGUCUUUUUCCAAGGAUAUUGAGGUUAUCGGUGAAACGGCAACCAACCACCUGCACCGCUUGUCCACCACCUAUUCUUUGACUAAUAUCGACGAAGAACUCGGUAACGCACAGAACAGAAACCCUACAUUCUGGACUUUAACAAAACUCAUUGCUUCUUUCAACAAGAAAGAAAAGGCCUUGAUGGCCAUCGGUCUCUUCUUCUCUGUUAUUUGCGGCGGCGGAACUCCUGUUCAAGCCGUUUUGCUCUCCAAGGCCAUCAGCACCUUGUCGACUCCGAUUUUCCCUGCGAACCAAUCCCAGGUUAAACACGAUUCGGACUUUUGGGCUGCAAUGUAUGUCAUGCUAGCUUUCGUACUGGCUCUUGGAUAUUCAACGCACGGUAUUGUGUUCGCGAAGUGUUCUGAGCGACUGAUCCAUCGUGCGCGAUCGUCCACGUUCAGAAGCAUUCUCCGGCAAGAUAUUUCCUUCUUCGACUUGGAUAAGAACACGUCUGGCGCACUGACGUCUUUUCUUUCAACGAAGACGGCGGAGCUGGCAGGGCUUAGUGGUGUGACCUUGGGAACGCUUCUCAUGAUUUCAACGACUCUGAUCGCCGGUCUGAUCCUCGGUAUUGCUGUCGGCUGGAAGCUAGCGCUCGUCUGUACCUCGACUGUCCCAGUUCUGCUUGCUUGCGGCUACUUUCGCUUUUGGAUGCUGUCCCACUACGAACGACGAUCAAAGGACUCAUAUGUGGGCUCCGCAAGCUAUGCAUCUGAGGCUGUGUCGUCAAUCCGCACCAUUGCAUCUCUUACUCGUGAGGCAGAUAUUCUGCAACAGUACCGGGAGUCAUUAGAAGUCCAGCAACGCGCAAGCUUGAUCUCUGUCCUCAAAUCCACCAUUCUUUUCGCAUUGUCAGAGUCCUUGACAUUCCUCAUCUUUGCUCUUUGUUUCUGGUAUGGCGGAACUCUAAUCGCUAAGGGACAGUACUCAAUGUUCCAGUUCUUUGUUUGUUUUGCAUCCGUCAUCUUUGGCGCCCAAUCCGCCGGUGCCAUCUUUUCCUAUUCCGGCGACAUGAGCAAGGCUUACUCGGCUGCGCAAGAAAUCAAGGACCUCCUGGACAGAGAACCUAAAAUAGAUACCUGGUCUCAGGAGGGCGAAGCAAUUGCCAGCGCUGAAGGCCGAAUUGAGUUUCGAAAUGUGCACUUCCGUUACCCAACACGGCCCAACCAGCCUGUCCUCCGCGGCAUUGAUCUUGAUAUCCGCCCCGGUCAAUACGUCGCCUUGGUUGGAGCCUCGGGCUGUGGAAAGAGUACAAGCAUUUCACUGCUUGAGAGAUUCUAUGACCCGACCAAAGGAGGCAUCUUCAUCGACGGCAAGGAGAUUGCUACGCUCAACGUCAAUGACUACCGUGCCUUGAUCGCUCUCGUUAGCCAGGAACCGACCCUCUAUCAGGGCACUAUCAGAGAGAAUAUUGUCCUCGGAACGACCAAUGAGGAGGUAUCUGACAGUUCCAUUGAGCAAGCUUGUCGCGAGGCCAAUAUUCAUGAUUUCAUCGUGUCCUUGCCCGACGGCCUCGACACUACUGUCGGUAGCAAGGGAGCUCUGCUAUCAGGUGGACAGAAGCAGCGUAUUGCGAUCGCUCGAGCCCUAAUUCGUGAUCCUAAAAUUCUACUGCUGGAUGAGGCCACUUCUGCUCUGGAUUCCGAGUCCGAACAUGUCGUGCAGGCAGCCCUCGACAAGGCAGCCAAGGGUCGCACCACAAUUGCUGUUGCUCAUCGCCUCAGCACAAUUCAAAAGGCUGACAUGAUUUUUGUAUUCGACCAGGGUCGCAUAGUUGAGCAAGGCACCCACAGUGACCUGCUUCGGAAGAAUGGGUACUAUGCUGAGCUGGUGAAUCUGCAAAGUCUGGAAGAGCAUCGCUAAGGAUGAUGAAAUGUUAAAUAAUUUUACGAGUUUUGGAGUAUUAAGCACGAUAGACAAAUUGGCCCAGAGCCUGAUUAAUAGCUAUUUGGAGAACCAGCAAAAAGGAAUAAUCUCAGUUGCUCGAUAAUUGAAUGGAUCAAAGUUCAC
Molecule: messenger RNA, 4480 nt
Organism: Ilyonectria robusta
Lineage: Eukaryota; Fungi; Ascomycota; Sordariomycetes; Hypocreales; Nectriaceae
Product: multidrug resistance protein
Exons: 3
Coding region: 257-4333 (1358 amino acids)
Biological process (GO): transmembrane transport
Cellular component (GO): membrane
Molecular function (GO): ABC-type transporter activity; ATP hydrolysis activity; ATP binding
Source: RefSeq, a predicted model, not a curated record